Thermochaetoides thermophila DSM 1495 is the source of this 1356-nucleotide messenger RNA. RefSeq lists its product as uncharacterized. The record is from RefSeq and is a predicted model, not a curated record. Gene Ontology annotation, molecular function: alpha-1,6-mannosyltransferase activity; GPI mannosyltransferase activity. Gene Ontology annotation, biological process: GPI anchor biosynthetic process. The transcript has 3 exons. Lineage: Eukaryota; Fungi; Ascomycota; Sordariomycetes; Sordariales; Chaetomiaceae. Gene Ontology annotation, cellular component: endoplasmic reticulum membrane; mannosyltransferase complex. Bases 1 to 1356 code for a protein of 451 amino acids.
AUGACCUCCUUCAACAAGGCCGCAUCCCGCCCCUAUCGCGUCCUCCUCGCUACCUUCGUCUCCUGGAAACUCUUCCUGUUGGCCCUCAGCCUCGGCGCGUACCUGGCUGGCGAUGCCUACGACACGUCUGCUGCGCUUGCCGUGCAGCCUCAUGAUGACGUCAUUGAUCACGGCUCAAACAGUGGCCCCCAGCACCCGGGUCUGGCCUAUCACGUUGUUGGCCUGAUUACUCGGCUGGCAAGCUGGGAUGCCAUCUAUUUCACCAGCAUUGCUCGCCGCGGUUAUCGGAUUGAGCAGGAGUGGGCCUUUGGCGCGGGAUUACCGGGGGUUGUGAGGGGGUUGUUGGGAGCUCUGGAGUAUGUUGGCAUCCUCUCCAAACUAGAUCCGUCAUCCCAUGGUGCCCUACGUGAAACUCUCGCAGCCCUCUUCGUCACCAACACCUCCCAUAUCUUCUCAGUCUUCUUUUUCUAUCACCUGACUAUCACACUAUGGCCAAACCGACCCUUUUUCGCCCUAACCUCCUCCGUUUUACAUAUCUUCUCCCCGGCUGGACUCUUCCUCUCAGCCCCGUACGCCGAAAGCUGCUUCGCCGCCCUCGCCUUUGCCGGCUGGCUGCUGUUAGCUCGUAGUUGCCGCUCUGAGGACAAUGCUCUCUUACGUGACACCUACAUCGUUCUAGCAGGGGUUGUCUUUGGCCUGGCGACUGUGUUCCGCAGCAAUGGCGUGCUGAAUGGCAUCCCCUUUGCCUGGGAGAUGGUCAGGCUGCUGCCGAGGUUGGGGCACAGGCCGGUUGAUACGAUGAGGAGGUUGCUCGCGCUUGGGGUAGGCGGCGUGUGUGUUGCUCUGGGAUCCGUCGUGCCCCAGGCUGUGGCUUGGAUGCGGUUUUGUAGUGAUGGUGUGGGGGAUGUGAGGCCGUGGUGUAAGGCGUAUUUGCCGAGCAUAUACGCAUUUGUACAGAAGUAUUACUGGGGUGUUGGCUUUCUCCAGUACUGGCGACUCCCAAAUCUCCCGUUAUUCCUUCUCGCCGCUCCUAUGAUCACGAUUAUGCUCCGGUCGGCCACCAACUACCUCACCCAACCCCAAACCUUCGUCUCCAGCAAACCCGCCGAGUCAGCCCGCUUGUUGCGGCUAAUCCAGUCGACAGCCGCUGCUCAGGCGAUGCUGGCUGUUCUGGCCGUGACGAACUAUCAUGUUCAGAUCAUCACACGCAUUUCAUCUGGGUACCCAUUGUGGUACUGGUGGGUUGCCGAGCAACUGUCAAAUAAGAAAAGCCUAGGCCAUGUUAUUAUUGUUUUUAUGAUCAUGUAUGCGUCAAUACAGGGGGUUUUGUUUGCAUCGUUUCUUCCUCCUGCAUGA